AUGCCGCAAAAAAAGAAAAGUAGUCUUUCUCAAUACACUAGAAGGGCUAAAAGGAUGAGACAAGUUCGAUCGCAAGAGACAAAUGAGGACCGUGAGCACCGUUUAGCUUACAAUAGAGAACAAACUGCGGAAUCUCGGGCAUCAGAGUCCAGUUUUAAUAAUGAAACGCGCUUAGCUACAGAUCGCGAACGUCACGCGUUGUCUCGCGCUUCGGAAAUAUUAACAAAUUACUCUCAGCGUUUAAAAGUAGACCGUGAACGUCAUAUCGAGUCUCGAGCUUUAGAGACGUUUACGGAGCAUUCAGAAAGGUUGACUGCAGACCGUGAACGUCAUGCUGAAAGUCGCGCUUCAGAAACGUUUACGCAAUAUUCAGACCGCUUGACAGCAGACCGUGAGCGUCAUGCUGAGUUUCACGCUUCGGAAACAUUUACGGAGUGUUCAGAACGGUUGACUGCAGACCGUGAACGUCAUGCUGAGUCACGCGCUUCAGAAACAUUUACUCAAUAUUCGGAACGCUUGACUGCAGACCGUGAGCGUCAUGCUGAGUCUCGCGCUUCAGAAACGUUUACUCAAUAUUCGGAACGCUUGACUGCAGAUCGUGAGCGUCAUGUCGAGUCUCGCGCUUCGGAAACAUUUACGGAGCAUUCAGAAAGGUUGACUGCAGACCGUGAAAGUCAUGCUGAGUCUCGCGCUUCAGAAACGCUAACUCAAUAUUCGGAACGCUUGACUGCAGACCGGGAACGUCAUGCAAGAUCACGUGCUUCGGAAUCAUUUACUCAAUAUGAAGCGAGGUUAGCAGCAGAUAGGGAGAGCCGUUCGGGCUACCAAAAUGAUCUUAAAGCUCCUAAUGAUGGGGUAAUCAUUUGGUGUAUUAUACCAGAUUUAAAAUAUACCACCAAUACGCCGACCACUUCGAUUACUCGCUAUCAGUACGCGAUGAUGUCGAUGAAGACGGUGUUAGCUACGUUGCUGAGAAACUACAAGUUCCUUCCAAAGGCGAUGUCUUGUGAAGCUGAUUUGCAGACACCGUUAACUGUCAAGUGUGACAUCAUGUUACGAGAUUCGGACGGAUAUCAGUUACAGCUGGAAAGAAGAAAUAAAGCGAUCCAUAUGUAG
Messenger RNA from Parnassius apollo (apollo), 1116 nucleotides. The record is from the annotation of a GenBank genome assembly. NCBI's taxonomy places the organism in Eukaryota, Metazoa, Arthropoda, Insecta, Lepidoptera, Papilionidae.